Molecule: messenger RNA, 1344 nt
Organism: Seriola dumerili (greater amberjack)
Lineage: Eukaryota; Metazoa; Chordata; Actinopteri; Carangiformes; Carangidae
Exons: 2
Coding region: 97-936 (279 amino acids)
Source: RefSeq, a predicted model, not a curated record
ACGCAAAUUAACCUUUAUACAUUAUGUUGGUUGUUUGGAUAGAGACUGAACAUCAGAAACUUUAGGAAGGGUCUGUUGUGGAUAUUAUCAACCACUAUGGCUUCCACUCCCUCCGCCUCUGCCUUGUCUGCUGUUCUCCGGUGUCGGGGGAACUUCUGGACCCGGAAUCCGCCGACCAAGCGGCCUGCCACCUCGGUGUACAGCCUCGGCCUGGCCGGCGGGGCAAUGCGUGACUCGCCAGUUGAGCGCAACCGGUCAAACCAGGCGUCGGCGUGGGAGGCUUUUCUCCGAGGAGAGCGUGCUGCGGUGGGAGGAAGACUGACUGUAGCGUAUAAGUCGUCCCAGGUCCGCGGUAAAAUGUUCAGAAAAAAAGAAUUUAGGGAAAUGAAUAAAUUGUAUUAUCCAAAACGUUUGCAUUCCCCAGGGGACGCGCACUCCGCUGCGCCGUGGGUCCAAAACGCGCUGGUGCGUCAGCUGGCGCACAAGCUGACACCUGACCUGCCUGGGAUAGAUAAAUGCUCUAAAAUCAUCCAGAUGAUCAAAUACGACACAUGUGUUGCACACAUCUGUACAAUAGCGUUUCUUAAGGAAAUCAGUGAAUUCCCGGCUGGCGUUUUGAAAGUGUCCAUAACGUCCCCAUGUUUUAUGGAAAACGCAGGACAAUUACCGUCUUUCGUCUUGACGGGCUGGUCAACUUUGAAGAGCACCUGCUUCUCUUUGACUGCCCUGGUGUCAGAAUUUCUGUUUUUGAAGCUGGCAGUGUUGUGGAAGUGCAGCAGCAGCUCUGGUGAUGCGCCAAAGCAUCUGCAGUGCCAACAGGAUGAGAACAUCAUCAAAAACUAUCCCCUGCAGGCAAAUGGACAGAUCCACAGUCGCACCUCCUCCAAGGACAACUCCGGCUGUGGACAGACGAUCACAGAGGACAGACCUGACUGAGAGAGCGUCCAAGGCCUCAGCACCAAACUGUGAUCCAACAUUAUUUAUUGAUUUUUACUUGGCUUUCACAAUACACAACAUCUGGACUUCAACCCCGUGAUAGCCUAAAAGAUUGAUGGUUGUUUUUAGGGUAUUUCUUUUUGCUGUUCCUUUAGUAUGUAAAGGUAAUACUGUAAGAAAUCAGCUGUACUGAAUGUAGUCUCACAUUUUACUUAAGCCAGUUCAAAUAUGUCAGUACAUUUUAUUUUUGAGCUGACCCUUUUCGCACAAAAGCUUAUACUGUGGAAUAAAAUUUCCUUUUGGAAGGAUUUAAACUUUCACAAAAGGUAAAUAUUCAAAUCAAGUCUGAGUAAAAACUGUAAAACACAAUGUACUUAUUCUUGUCUUAAACUAUUAAAUGUGUUGUCA